AUGAAAACAAACAACAGCAAUAUGCAGCUGAAGGUGUUAGUAUCUUUAAACAGACCUUACAAGAGUAUAUUCCCAUAAACAUCAGACACAACUUUCUAUCAGUCAGAAUUCAAAAUGCACCAAUGGGAAUUCCUAGAUUUACACAUGAACUAAAAAACAAAAAUACUAUGAACUCUAUGGAAAAACUUGAAACAAUGAACACAGAAGAUGAUAACAUCGUAAUGCAAAACAAAAUAACAUCAGACACAGAGAUGUCAACAAGCAACAAUGAACAAGAAAGUCAAUCAGAACAUCAAACAGAAUCAACUGAGGACAAGCCAAAUAUGGAACAUGAAAACAUAUCAGUGUACUCACUUGCAAGUUUGUACAACAAUGUAUGGGCAAACAAUACUGAUCCUAUAGAUAAAGAGAAUGAACAAGGUUUUACUGUGGUUUCCAGAAAAAAGCAUAUAAAUAAAAGCAGAAUCACAACCCCAAAAGUGGGAAGAACUACAGUCCUAAAGACAUCAGCUCUCUAUACAAAAGCCAGAGGACUGCAAUAG
Molecule: messenger RNA, 542 nt
Organism: Cetraspora pellucida
Lineage: Eukaryota; Fungi; Glomeromycota; Glomeromycetes; Diversisporales; Gigasporaceae
Source: the annotation of a GenBank genome assembly